Messenger RNA from Ornithodoros turicata, 5689 nucleotides. RefSeq names its product WD repeat-containing protein 35-like (gene Oseg4). Gene Ontology annotation, biological process: protein localization to cilium; non-motile cilium assembly; intraciliary retrograde transport. NCBI's taxonomy places the organism in Eukaryota, Metazoa, Arthropoda, Arachnida, Ixodida, Argasidae. The transcript has 32 exons. The record is from RefSeq and is a predicted model, not a curated record. Bases 122 to 3646 code for a protein of 1174 amino acids. Gene Ontology annotation, molecular function: protein binding. Gene Ontology annotation, cellular component: non-motile cilium; intraciliary transport particle A.
GCAGCUAGCUCAUGUUUAGUGGUUACGGUUUCGAAGCUUUGUUGACUUUAUAACUGCUGACCAGUUUCUCGUGCCAUCUAGAAACAAUCGUAUGGUACCUGUUGCAAGCUAAGGCCCCAGCAUGUUCAUUUAUCUCAGCAAAAAGAUUGCCAUUCCGAACAACACAAGGAUACAGUGUCUAGGCUGGAAUAAAGAACAUGGAUAUAUUGCUUGCGGAGGGGACAAUGGCUUGCUCAAAGUACUCAAACUCGAAAUCGAGAAAGAUGGAAAGCUGAAAGGGAUUUCUGCCCCUAGCAAUCUGUCCAUGAAUCAGACUCUUGAAGGGCACAGUGGUGUUGUACAAGUUGUUACAUGGAACACACACUUUCAGAAGCUAACUUCCAGCGAUCAGAAUGGUCUCAUUAUAGUGUGGAUGCUUUACAAAGGUUCUUGGUAUGAGGAAAUGAUCAACAACAGGAACAAGUCCGUUGUCCGAGGAAUGUCCUGGAAUGCAGAUGGACAGAAAAUCUGCAUUGUCUAUGACGAUGGUGCAGUUAUUGUUGGCUCAGUCGAUGGAAAUCGCAUUUGGGGAAAGGAGCUGAAAAAUCUCCAUCUCUCUCUCGUUGAGUGGUCUCCAGAUGGAAGACUUCUCUUGUUUGGGAUGCAAAAUGGAGAAGUUCACGUCUUUGAACAGGGUGGAAAUCCAGUUUCAAAGAUUGCCUUACCUGUGCUGCAAAACUCAAACACUUCAAAGCUGGUUGGAAUUCAGUGGUACAGCGGUUCGUCAAUUGAAGGAUGCGCCACGCUUGCCAUUGGAUAUGACAGCGGCAAGAUACAGCUCAUGUCCAAUGAGAGUGAUGAUUCCCCUCUGAUACUGGACGCAGACAUGACAGCUUCAUGUUUGCAGUGGAACCAUGACGGAACAAUGCUGGCUGUGACAGGAAAACUCCUCACUGGUGAUGCAGAUAGAAAGAACGUUGUCAAGUUCUUUAACCCCCAUGGUCAGUAUCUCUACACGCUCCGUGUUCCUGGAAAGGAUAUUACAGCUUGCGCUUGGGAAGGCAGUGGAUUGCGAAUCGCACUUGCUGUCGACUCUUUCAUUUUCUUCGCUAACAUCCGCCCAGAUUACAGAUGGUGCUACUUUUCAAACACAGUGGCAUACGCUUUCAACAGAGAUGAUGGAAGUGAAAACGUAGUGGUCUUCUGGAAUGUUGAAACUAAUGAGAAACAUGUGAAGCACAUGAAACAUCUUCAGAGGAUGACAACAGCCGGAGAAUUGUGCGUAAUCUCAAUGAAAGGAGAAAGUAAUCAAUUUGUAAUCACCAUUCACAACUCUGUUGGCACCCCUGUGGACACUUGCACCAGCGACAUUGAGCCCCUGUUCCUGGCUGCAAAUGAGACUCACGUAUUUGCGGCGUCCCGUGACCACAUUUUCGUCUGGCGUUUCCAGACGCCUAAAUCCAGAACUAUGUUGGAGGUUGCUUCCCAGCGUAACAAGGCUGGACAGGAGAGGGUCUUGCAUGUCAAUGACACUCUGAGUAGUGGAGAGGGUGCAUUUGACACUGACAGAGUAUAUGAAAUGAACAUGGAUCCUAUUUGCUGCAUCACAGCAUCCGACAAGUGUUGUGUUGUUGGAAGGGAGUCCGGAACGUUCCAGCGUUACAGCAUGCCACACAUGUCGUUAAUGCAAAAGCAUACGGUAUCUUGCCGCCCCAGCAAGAUUGCACUCAAUUGCAAUUCUACACGCAUGUCGAUUAUUGACGCGCUGGGAAACCUCUCUCUGUACGACUUCGAAUCGAGCUCUGCCGCCGACAGAGAGAUGCACGGUGAACAGCUGCACUUUGAGAGGAGAGACGUUUGGGAUGUAAAAUGGGCAAAAGAUAAUUCUGAGCUCUUUGCACUGAUGGAGAAAACGAGAAUGUAUGUUUUCAGGAACACUGACCCUGAGGAGCCAAUAAUGUCAAGUGGCUACAUAUGCAGUUUCUCAAACCUUGAGGUAAAAGCUGUACUCCUUGAUGAUAUCAUGCAAGACCCCCAGAACCCAAGUCUCGAGCACAUUUGCAACCUUGAAGUUAAGACGCUUAGAGAUUCGAGGGACCUGAUUUCGAAGGUUGGGAUUGAAGAAGCUAUCCAGUUCAUCGAAGAUAAUUCUCAUCCCAGGUUAUGGCAACUCUUAGCUGAAGCUGCUCUUCGAAAGUUGGACUUCGAGACGGCAGAAAUUGCUUUUGUACGUUGCAAGGACUACCAGGGCAUCCAGUUUGUAAAGUACAUUGCAAAUCUGCCUAAUGAAGACAUUAAGAAGGCCGAAGUGGCCGCUUACUUCAAGCAGUAUGACGAUGCAGAAAAAAUUUAUCUCGACAUAGACAGGAGAGACCUGGCUGUCUCAUUGAGAAAACUGCUCGGUGACUGGUUCCGAGUGGUUCAGCUGCUCAAGACUGGAAGCAGUGGUGCUGAUGACAGGCAGCUGGAGGAAGCAUGGAACGCUAUCGGGGAUAUCUACGCUGAACAGUACAAAUGGGAGCAUGCUGUUACGUACUACAAGCAAGGUCACAACCAUGCACGCCUAGCAGAAGCCUAUUUUGCGUUGGAGGACUACGAUCGACUGGAAAAUCUAAUGAACGGCAUUCCUGAAGGCCAGCCACUGUUGGAAGCUAUUGGUACUAUGUUUGCAUCAGUUGGCAUGUGCAGUCAAGCUGUUGAAGCAUACAAAAGGUGCAACAAAGUGAAAGCUGCCAUCGACAUAUGCGUGACGUUGAACGAGUGGAACACCGCUAUCGACCUUGCAAAGGCACACAACAUACGUGAGAUUGACAGCAUCCUGGCAAAAUAUGCGCAGCAUCUUCUGGAAGAGAACAAGAUCCUGAGUGCUGUUGAACUGUACAGAAAGGCCAAUAGUUUUCUAGAUGCUGCACAGUUGAUGUAUAAGGUGGCAGCUGAAGAGUCUAAACACAAUUAUCCGCCACUUAUGAUGAAAAAGAUAUACGUCCUGGCAGCUACGCUCGUGGAACAACACCGUGUGCUCACAAAGAAACUGGCAAGGACAGGCAGCAGCAGAGCCACAAAUGAUGCAAGCCUUGUGCUGAACGCUCUUCUGUCGGAUGACACCAGUGAUGUUAAUAUGGCCAGAACUCUGGACCAGCCUUGGCAUGGUGCUGAAGCCUAUCAUUUCUUUAUUCUUGCACAGAAACAACUAUAUGAAGGCUUUAUGGAUGCUGCUAUGAAGACAGCAUUGCAUCUAAAAGACUACGAAGAUGUUCUCGGCAAUGCAGAAAUUUACAGCCUCAUAGCACUGGCAAGCUGCACCAACCGAACAUUUGGAAUAUGCUCUAAAGCUUUCAUCAAGCUGGAAUCCUGUGAGUCUCUCACUGCAGAUCAACAAAAGGAGCUUGAAGAACUUGCAGUUGAAAUAUUCAUGAAGCAUCAGCCAAAGGACUCGAGAAGUAGUCAGACGGAAUGUCCAAACUGUGAAUCAGCUGUUCCAGAUUACACUAGUGCCUGUUCAAGCUGUGGGAACAAGUUCUCAAUCUGUGUCGCAUCCGGUAGGCCUAUCCUCGAUACAACGCAGCAUUGGACGUGCGGCUUCUGCAAGCAUAGUGCCUAUGAUCAGGACAUGAUGACUCGGCAGACUUGCCCUUUGUGCCACACAGCAAAACCUAAGGUAGAGUGACGGAUAGUGCAAGUUAGGAUGCCGUUACUGGUGCACAUCAUGUUGUUCCUCAACACAGGGAACCAAAGUGCUGUGUGUAGUUCUACGUGCUCGUUUCUCCUUAAGUACAAAAAGCAUGGUGCUUCAUAGUUUUACUUAAAAAGCUAGCUUUUGGAAUGCUAAAAAACUUUGUAGUAGCCACCUUUGCUGUUGUAUAUCCCUUGAAACUCUCUCGAUCAUCAAAAGGGUCUAUGUAAUGAUGUAUUUCUAAAAAAACAGCCAUUCACGCUUUCCACACUUAUCAGUAUGUGUUACUGAGAAGGCAACAAUGAGGAACUGUGCAUAUUGAAGAACCCCAGGAAAGGAAUGUGUGUAGAGGCAUCAUUAUGUGUAUGGUAUAGUGGAUACCAGCAGUAAUGAUUUUAGCAGGAUUUAGUAAAACUAAUAUUCUGCAGUUUAGAGCAUUUGUAAUCAACCUCACAGGGUAAUAGGAAAAUGUCUAUCAGUCGAACCCGCAUACAUCGAACUCGAAAGGGGAUGGCGAAAUAGUUUGAUACGUCGAUAAUUCGAUAUGUAUCAGAUGUAUGUAUACAGUGAACCCUCGUUAUUAUGACCACGGUCGUUCCCGAAAUUUUUGGUCAUAAUGAGGAAUUGUCAUAUUAACGGGAGGGAUUUGCGGAGGUUUCACUGCAUUGUUCCCCAGGAGUAUGGUCGUAAAGCGUGUAUGUCAGAUUAUCGGGGGUCAUAUUAAUGAGUGUUCAUUGACUGAAACACGCGCGCACAACAUCGCUCGUGAGCGAGCAUUAGUUCUUCAUCCCGAUUCCAUUAAACCGUUGUUGUUACAGAUCCCUUCUUCAUUUUUGCACUCGGGAGUUUUAAGGCACUGAAGUUCGAUAAAGCCGCACUUCUGCGCUAUACUUUUCGAGGGGAUAUUUUGAUUCUUCAGUAUAGGCAACAAUUUGAAGCGUAUGGGUUCAAAGUACGCGUUCGACUGUAUCUGCUAGAUGCGCGUGGACGCGUUAAGUGAAGAUGUGAUAGGCUGGCAUAACCCAUGCAGGCUGGCAGGCUACCACAGUGUAUGUUCGCACACACGAGAGAGGUGAAACAGCAGAGAAGCCGCAACCGCUGUGGUACUCUGGCCAUUGUUCAACCGUAAUCUGAGCCAUCCAAAACAUUCCCGAUUACUCCCUUUAUAUGACAACCUUGUGGUAUUCUUCUCACAAAGUGGCACAGCUGCUAUGCAGUCUUCACGAUCUUAUACAGGUACAAUGUGAAUUCCCGAUAGCGUGCAAAGUUGUGGCAAGGAAGAUUCUUUCAUGCCUUCUCGUAUGGAGUAUUCAUUGGCGACUUUGGGUUAAUCCGCAAAGUUGGCUCACUUGAAAAUACAAUUGAUGCAUCAUUUGCUUGCAUGGCUGUUAUACUUGGUGUUGCGACAGUGAAAGAAAUAUGUAUGUUGCAUGGAGUGUGGGAAAGAAACUGCAAAAGGGGAAUGUAUCACCCGCUACAUCAUCAUAGAUGUGAUACUAGUUCUGUCUGGUUUGCAGUGUAGUUGCUUGUUAUGGAGUGCAAGCCACGUAGCCCACAGGGUGAAAGGUGGUUAAGGUUGCGGAAGGUGUACUAUCGUGAUCUCAUGUGCAGUUUUAUAUUAUAUUAUGUUGUUCCGUUGAUCUCCACACUCUUAUGUACUGAAGUUCUUUGCAAUUGAAUUAAGUGCAAUUUUAUACCACUAUAUAGCUUAUAGCUUUUGUGUUCUGUACGUGUCUGCGAAUGUACCUAUGAAAUCAAGUAGGUCUUUCUGGUAGGCGCUUUUCUGCUUCGUUCUUAGUCGCAAGAUCAGUAUUUUUCAUGUUUUUUUGCCACAAAUAUCUAUGUAGCACUGUAUAUUUCUGCUCAUUGUCACAGGCUAAACGGUUGCGGAAGAAAAAUACAAAACAAAGUACUCAUUUGUCAUAUCCUGGCAGGGUUCUGGCUCAUUACAAUUUCUUUUGUUUUUUUAGAACAUGGGUGAUUGGUGAUGGAGUUUGUACGUAGCUGCAAUAAAGAUACGAUGCUUAAGAUUACAGU